GUUUUCGCUUUAAAACUGAAUCGUCAUUCAUCAAAUGCCAUAAACGAAAGGGUAAAAAUCGACGCAACAGUAAACCAUGAUGGGAGAAGGAAGAAGCAGCAGCAGCAACAGCAACAGCAACGGUGAUGUUCUGAUGCUUGAAGCUCCACCUUCUUACGGUAGGUCUAGCCAUUCCGAUGCCGAAAUCAUCGACGCAUUGCCUUACAUCGACGACGAUUACAGCGACCCAAGGGUUAAGAUCGAAGUCGACCGUCUCGUUGAAGAAGAGAUGCGCCGCAGCUCCAAAAAACCCGCGGAUUUCCUUAAAGAUUUUCCACCUCUUCCCUCUUCCAAUUUUCAUGAUUAUCCAAUGAUUGGUAGAGAAUACGAGCGUGUAAGAGCUGGUAGGCCUCCUGUUUCUCUUGAUAGGUCCAGAUAUGAAUUAGAAGCUCCACCUGUUAAUAAAAGGAACGAUGAAACUGCUUGGAAACUUGCUAUUCAACGAGCUCAACGACUUCUUCAAUAUCAAACCAUCAGAAUGGAAAAUUUGGAUUUGUUGUUUAAACAUGGCCCUGAUGCAUGGAAACAGCACAAUCAACGAUUGGAAGUAUACUUGUCAAGAAUGCAGAAAUUAGCUCAGGAACAAAAUGAUAAGAUUGAAAAGGUUAACCGUGAAAGGAAAUAUCAUCAGCAAAACACCGCUUAUGAGCUUAAUGCUUUGUCCAUGCAAUGGAAUGAGCUCUGUCAGAAAAAUAUAGACAUCAAAGUUGUGUGUGCUUCAGUUGAAACUCACUUAAAUGAACUGAGAAGAGAAGCAGCAGAAAGAGGCUGGAACUUGGAUGCUAUCACUGAAAAUGGCCAACUGGCAAAUUCGGAAUCAUGAGAUUUGUAUCAGUUUAUCUAGUUUUGUAUCUGUAAUUCUGACUUAAAUUGCUAUUGUACCUAUUAAUAUUUAGUUUAUUUAUAUCAUGAAAAUAUUGCCCAUCUGCGCAUCGAAAAAGAUAAAUAUGCCAAUUUUUUUGGUCUGUAACAUGUCAAAAUGUUAGAGUAAACUGUUUGUAGGAAAAACAUGACUUGGUUUUUUUGGUGACAACAUGAUUUGGUUAGUAACA
Messenger RNA from Medicago truncatula (barrel medic), 1091 nucleotides. RefSeq names its product pre-mRNA-splicing factor SPF27 homolog. Gene Ontology annotation, cellular component: catalytic step 2 spliceosome; precatalytic spliceosome; Prp19 complex. The transcript has 6 exons. Gene Ontology annotation, biological process: mRNA processing. The coding region runs from base 77 to 862 and encodes 261 amino acids. NCBI's taxonomy places the organism in Eukaryota, Viridiplantae, Streptophyta, Magnoliopsida, Fabales, Fabaceae. The record is from RefSeq and is a predicted model, not a curated record.